AUGGCUUUAAUUUGGUUGAUGGGCAAUAUUGGAGCGAUUUUAACUUGUAUUGUUUUUUAUCAGCCAGCAUUUUGUAAGAGUCCAUGCGCGAUGUACUUUCUCGCAUCUAGUUUCGCCCAAUUUUUCACUUAUAAUUUUGCCCUGUUCAUUCGAAUGCUUCAAUAUGGUUACAACGUAAACAUUGCCAAUAAUCUGCUUUGGUUUUGUAAACUUCGCUAUUAUCUUUUUUACAUCUGUACCGCGAAUUCUCGUUAUAAUAUCAUUAUGGCAUCAAUUGAUCGUUAUUUUGCCAGUAGUCGGAACGCUCGUCGACGGCAAUGGAGUUCAUCGAAAGUUGCAUAUCGUAUCAUUAUCAGCAUGGUGAUCUUCUGGUGUAUCAUAUACAUUCAAGUUUUUAUUUUUUAUCGAAUAGAAGACCAAGUUUGUCGUUAUCAAAACGGAGCAUAUGCAACAUAUUUUAGUAUUUACAUUUCGAUUGAUAGUGGGCUUCUUCCCAUCUUAUUAAUGUUGAUAUUUGGUUUAUUGACCGUUCGAAAUAUUCAUGAAACUAAACGACGGGUUGUCCCAGCCACUGAAAGAAACAAUGAUCGAUCAUGUGAGAAUAAUAAACUGUCAAGAAAAGACGCUCAACUUUAUAAAAUGUUGGCAAAUCAAAUUAUAAUUUUUGUAAUUUUUAAUUUUCCAAAUCCAUGUUUUCUUCUUUAUCAAUCAUCGACUAUGUACAUCGUGAAAUCAACAUUACAUGCAACUAUCGAGGUAUUUGUUAGUAAUAUGACUUAUGUUCUGAUCUAUCUCGGAUUUUCAUUGACAUUUAUUAAUUUUGCUUUAUCGUCCGAAAUAUUUCGACGAGAGUUGAGACGACUCGUUCGAACUAACAUACUUCGACGAUAA
Messenger RNA from Adineta ricciae, 891 nucleotides. NCBI's taxonomy places the organism in Eukaryota, Metazoa, Rotifera, Eurotatoria, Adinetida, Adinetidae. The record is from the annotation of a GenBank genome assembly.